UAACCCAAACAGUGCGGACAUUACCCAAGGUUACAAUGGAGAGAGGUACACAAUUCCAGUUGUUUUGGAAACACUUACAAAUGUUAAAGAAAUUAAAGGCUCAGAGCUUUUCUCACUUCAGCCCCGAGGAAGCCGCCGAGGGGUUGAAAUCACAUGCAUUAAGUGAUGAGGUAACAGAAAAAGAGCAAGUAGAGGACAACAUCCACAGCACCUGUGACAGUGAUUGUAACAAUAUGUCAACACAGCAGUCUACAACCCAGACCAGGCCCCCAGUGGACUCUGGAAGAGAAAAAGGACCUGCACAAGACUGAUUACAUUACGUAAUCCCGAAGGACUGGUGUAUAUAGAGUAAUGCCGCAGACAAACAGCAGCAUGUUUCCUGUUUUCUGUGACAUGUCAGAGUCUUCUUGUGGGGGCUGGACUUUGAUACAGCAUCGCUUUGAUGGCUGCACAAGUUUCAAUCGCACCUGGGAUGAGUACAAGAAUGGAUUUGGUAAACUUAUAGGGGAGUUUUGGCUUGGCAACGACAAGAUUCACUUGCUGACAAAGGUGAAGAACAUGUCAUUGCGAACAGAAAUGGAAGACUUUGAGGGUAUCAGAGAACAAGCCCAUUAUGACCACUUCCAUGUGGCCAAUGAAAGCCAACAAUACCGCCUGUCAAUUGGGGGUUACUCUGGUACAGCUGGUAAUGCCAUGCAGUUUAGUAAGACAUACAAUCACGACCAGAAGCUCUUUACUACUCCGGACAGAGACAAUGACCAGUAUCCCUCUGGAAACUGCGGGGCCUAUUACAGCUCAGGCUGGUGGUUGGCAUGCAUGUCUGCUAACCUAAAUGGGAGAUAUUAUCAAUCAAAGUACAAAGGGGUACUUAAUGGGAUAUUUUGGGGUACAUGGCAUAACAUUACAAUGGAAUAUUACCCAACCAAUGCCAGACAAUCUUUUAAGACUGUUAAAAUUGAUUAGACCGAAGAACUACACUAUCUAAUACUUACCCACCAUUUCUAAAA
Messenger RNA from Carassius carassius (crucian carp), 1007 nucleotides. Its product is annotated as fibroleukin-like. The record is from RefSeq and is a predicted model, not a curated record. Lineage: Eukaryota; Metazoa; Chordata; Actinopteri; Cypriniformes; Cyprinidae.